Loxodonta africana (African savanna elephant) is the source of this 14923-nucleotide messenger RNA. RefSeq names its product leukocyte immunoglobulin-like receptor subfamily B member 1. Bases 277 to 1317 code for a protein of 346 amino acids. The record is from RefSeq and is a predicted model, not a curated record. Gene Ontology annotation, cellular component: plasma membrane. Lineage: Eukaryota; Metazoa; Chordata; Mammalia; Proboscidea; Elephantidae. The transcript has 3 exons.
GAGCUCCUGGUCUCAGGUGGGGAAGUCACAGCCUUGCCCGUGAACAACUUAAAGCCUGAGACAGGCCCCCAGGGGAGCCCCAGGAAGGGAGGUGGGAGAGGGGAGAUAAUGGAUCCUGCAACCAGAAGGACAGAGUCAUAAACACAGUGACAUUGGAAACCCCAGCAGGGAAAUAGGAGGUGUUUACAAGUAACCUGCCACUUCAAGUCCACUACUUGUCUUUCUUUCCCAGGAACAUCCCAGAAGCCCUCCCGUCUGACCCAGCAGGGCCCCAUUAUGGCCUCUGGAGAGAACCUGACCCUCAGUGUCCCUCUGAUGUCUGUUAUGACAGGUUUGCUCCGUCCAAUGAGGAGUAAGGUGACCUCCCUCAGUUCCUGGGCCAGGAGCCCAAGGCUGUGCCGUCUCAGGCCAACUUCCCCCUGGGCGGUGGGAACCAUAUUCAGGGCCAGUACAGAUGCUAGGGUGGAUAAACCCUCUCCCAAGAGUGGUCAGACCCCAGUGACCCCCUGGUCGUCCUGGUCACAGGUGAGGAGCCCCAGAAAAGUUCAUCCAAGUGCUCUGACUCUGCACAGACCCUGCAGGAGGACCCCCAGGUGCGAUGGUCACAAGAGAGGAAGAAAGACACAGGGCUGGGAGGGAGAAAGUGACAGACUCAGAAAAAACAGCAACAAACUGAGACUGAAGAGUCCUCAGGGUGAGUUGGAGGUCAGCCGUCCCUCACCUUCCCUCUUCUCUCUAGGAGAGUUUCCUUUCACACCUUCACUCAGAGAACAGCCAGGCCCCACCGCAGCCUCAGGAAAGAACAUGACACUGUGGUAUCAGUCACUGAGCUGCCUGGAACCUUUUCUUCAUUUCAAAGUGGGGAGGGCAAACUCCCCUCCCCUGCAUCUGAGAACCCAGCACCAAGCUGGGGUAUACCAGGCCACAUUCACCAUGAGCCCUGUAACCUCAGCCCAUGGAGAGACCUACAGGUGCUAUGGGUCACAGAGCGCUUUCUCCUACCUGUUAUCACAACCCAGUGACCCUCUGGAGCUGGUACUUUCAGGAAGCUCUAAGGAUCAUCAACUCACAUCCAUGGAAUCAGGCCACUGGGUGAAAGAUGAUGAAUGCAAAGAUUCUAGCAAGUUCUUGGCAUACAGUAGGUGCUCACUUUCUGGGCAUCAUUGUGUCAUUCAUGACAUCACUCAUGCCCAUGGUCUCCAAAGGUACCUGAAUGUUCUGAUCAGGGUCUCAGUAGCCUUCAUCAUUCUCCUCCUCUUCCUUUUUCUCUUCAUCAGACAUCUGAACAAAUGCAGUAAGUAUUGGACUAGGCAAUGAAAUGACUUGAUCAUGUUACCGCAAUUUCGCGAGUUAGAGCCACCUACCGCAAAUAGCCAGUUCUUGAGACAGGGGUGAGGUGGGUAGCAAGAGCUUUAUUAGAUAUGCUGGUAUAUGGAGACAGAGGGGAAUGAUCUCCUCCUAAAGUCGUCUGUCUCACCAGAUUACCGAUGUGUUCGGGUUUUUAAGGGAAAGGGGGCCAUAAGUUUUAGGGACUUGUGGAAUGUGAGCUCUCUUUCUUCUGUUUGGUUUCGGUGGUCAUAUCUCAAAAAUAUAUAUAUAUAUAUAUAUAUUUUUUUUUUUUAUCUCAAACAUGUUGAUCUUGUCCUGCCAUUAUCCCAUCAGCUCAGGGGGUAGCUGGCGCCAUCCUUCGUCUUAUUUGACAGGCUUAAAUCAAUAUCACUUGUUUUCCACAGUCUUAGAGGAAACAUUGGUUAACACUUAACCUUUUGGGGAGCUAACAUCAGGAUCUCACUUGGAGGUGGGGAUGGGCUAGGGGAGGGAAAGGAGAGAAAGAAGAAAGAAGAAGGAAAAAAAAAUUGGCUCAGGUACUGUUCAAGAUAUGGCUGAGCAGCCUGUUUCGGUCACAUGAGGCAGUGGGUUUCCAGUAGGGAGAACAAGGGUUCACUAAGGGCAUCAGCCAAGGUGCCCAAAGAGUUGAAAGGAGGCUAUCUUCGAAAGACUCCUGCAGCAUUUCACAAUCAGAAAAUCUAGAAGGAAUAAGCUUAAUGUCAGUGAACAUAUAAAACCCCAGAACCCAGUUUAUGUAAAAUGGUGGCAUCAGAGUUCCUCUCCUAACUUUGGGGGAAGGAGAAAGAAUCACCAUUAACAGCAGCUCUAAGCUGACUCCUUUGAGAUGGAGGUCAGACACACUGAAACAGGCUGCUCAGCCAUACUGAAAACCCCAAUCAACACCCCUUCCCCCCUCUCUUUGUCUUGCUAACCACAAGGUUGUUUUGAGCAGGAAUUCGCAGCAGGUAGUGGCUCCAUCCACUGAGUAGCCCUAGUUACACCUUGAAGCAUGCACAGAUUGAAAUCACAUCCUUCAACUGACACCCCCCACCCCCGCCGCCGCCGCCCCCAAACAUAGGUGUGGGAGGGCUAAAGGCAGGAAAUUCCAGGUACCAAGCCCAACCGCCUGAUGCCAUUAGAAACAAAAAGCUCCCCAGCCCCCUUAGUCAGCGAGCACGUGGCCUUAAGGUCACUGGACCGCACGCGUUCCUUGUAUGCGCAGAAAAUAGACUUGCCACUUUCUGUUUCCGUUGCAAUCAGUGUCCGUCUUAUUUCAAUCGGCUAAUAAGACAGGACAAGAACCCCAGUGGUGUUUGGUUACAAUACCUCCACUCUCAAAACUUUUUACCAAUUCUGUCGCCAGCCGUCCCUUCCAUGGCACUCUCUACUUUUCUACUGGGUUUGAUACUUCCUUGCAAUGGCCACACAGAACUCAGAGACUAUACUCACAAUUAUGGCGUUUAUUACAGAUGUAACACGUCAAAAUUCAGGAUCAGGAUGAACUUGGAAGUAAGAGGAACAACUCAGGAUGUAGUUCUCUGAUCAGGACAGCUUCUUCUUAAUCAUGCCCUUAGGCAGGACUCUGCCACCAGGCUCUGCUUGAGAGGUUCUGCUCAACCUUGGCCCUGCCUCUCAGCAGGCCUGGCCUCUGCCCCACUUGGGCAAGUCUUGAAGCUCUUUCUUUUGCUUCACCAGUAAAUGUUUGGAGGCACUCCACUCCAUCAGGAAGCCUCCUGCUCAAAUGUGCUAAGUUCCCUCACUCUGUGAGUCAGCAAGCCCACUGUAAUCGCUUAAUUCUGUGGUCCAGGAAGCCCACAGUGCCAUCACAUGCCUCCCCUAUUGUCUCCAUUUCUCUGCUGCUGGACUCUGCCAUGCUUGCUGCAUCUCCUCAACAUGGAGUGCUAUCUCCAGUGUUACAGCUCUCCCUGUCUCCUGGAUCUAGGAGGUUCUCAGAGCAGGAACCCUGGGUCCAAAUGUAGCACUCUGCUCCUGGCUCUUCUUUUUGAUGGGAGUAAGUUCCCCAUGUAACUUCUGGAAUUGGCUCCCUAUAACUCUAGCAGAUGGCAAAACAAACCAAUCCCCUACAAGGGUUCCGUGCAUCUUAUUUGCAUACUCUCACCCUCACAAGAGUUCCCUGCACCUUAUUUGCAUUAGCAGACUUCCCAACGUUCUUAGUGGUACAUAAGCACCUUAUUUGCAUAGUCUCAACCAAUCGUUUUGUGGGAGUUACCAGACCAUGACUAAAAAAGCCAUAAAAUAUCAAUUCAUUGCAUUGCACAUACUAAAAGUGUUCUUUCAGCUUUUUCAGUUUUAGGAAAUAUUUGAAAAGUACAUGCAAGUGUUUUUCAAGGUUUGCUUUCCUUUUCAUGAAAUGCAUAUGGAGGGUGGGAAGUUAUAACACUUCCCGGGCUUAGACUCUGUAGAUCUUAACCUUGUCCUGCAAGAGUAUGACUUCCAAAUUCCUGCAGGGGCAACAAAUCUAGAAUCCAAGGACAAGGACUGCAGAACAGGCACUUCCUCCUCCCAAAUCUCCAGGCCCCAGCCCUGCCCACAGUUCCCUCACGGCCACCUCACAUUCCUCUCUGCCUCCAGCCGAGCUGCUGAUGUCCUGGAAGAAGAUCUUUGUGAGAGGAAGAGGAGGAAGCAUCUUGGGAUAAGACAUGGGGACACAGAGAUUUCACAGGCAAUGCCAGGGAGUGGAUAGACUGGGAAUGCUUAUGGGGCUGAGAGGUGGCACAGUUUGCAGUCCAAUCCUGUGUGGCCUUGGGAGCUUCAUUGUCCCUCUCUGAACCUCAAUUGCCCCAUCUGCAAACAGGGGAGGAGUAUGCAGCACUGAAAGAACUCAGGAAUACUUUACAAGAGAUAAAACCCUCUAGUUCUGGCCCUGCCAAAUCGUGCCGGGAAAGGCAAACAGCCUGAGGAGCAAGGACAGCUGGACAGUGUGAGUCCCCUACUCCUGACAUGACACCAAAAAAAACUUCUUGUGAAAGACUUAUUCCAGUAGACGCUUCACUGUCCUCACAUCUCUCCAUUCUCUUCAUCAUCCUACAGUUGACCUCUCCCUCUAGAAAUACUGCCUCUUGCCUGUUGUGGCCUCACUGUCUCCUGGUUUUCUUGCCAUUUCAUGGGGCCCUUCUUCAUGGUCCCAUUUCUUAGCUCCUCUUCCUUUGUUUGACCUUCUGGUGGUUAUAGGGCUCCAAAACUUAAAGGAGUACAUGCUUAAAUAAAUAACCUGAAAGACCCCUCUGCUUCCCUUCAUUCAUUCAUUCUACAAAUAUUUAGAGGAAUCUCACCAUUUAUAAGCUCCAUUUAAGUUCCGCAGGUACAGCACUGAGCAAACCCGUCUCCAUCUUCAUUGAGUUCACCUUCUAGCGAGUCUGAGACAACAUACACAUAAAUGAAUAGUGCUCAGGUAUGCAAAGUGCUGUUAUGAAAAAAAGAAAUUCAGGUGUGCAAAGUGCUGUUAUGAAAAAAAGUGAAAAAGAAACUCGAGAGGGUUAGUCUGAAUUACCCCCGCACAUCUGUGGGGCUUUCGUGCUGCUGUGUUGCUGGAAGCUAUCUAUAGAUAUUCAAAUACCAACAGGGUCAUCAUGGUGGACAGGUUUCAGCCGAGCUUCCAGACUAAGACAGAUGAGGAAGAAGGACCUGGCAAUCUACUUUUGAAAAGAAUUAGCCAGUGAAAACCUUGUGAAUAGCAGCAGAACAUUGUCUGAUACAGUGUUGGAAGAUGAGCCCUUCAUGUUGGAAGCACUCAAAAGACAACUGCAGAAGAGGUGCCUCCUCAAAGUAGAGUUGUCCUUAAUCACAUGGACAGAGUCAUGUUUUGGGACCUUCAUUUGCUGAUAUGGUACAACUCAAAAUGAGAAGAAACAGCUGCAGACAUCCAUUAAUAAUCAGAAUGCAGAGUGUACAAACUAUGAAUCUAGGAAAAUUGGAAAUUGUCAAAAAUGAAAUGGAAGACACAAACAUCGAUACCCUAGGCAUUAGUAAGCUGAAAUGGACUGGCAUUGGCCAUUUUGAAUCAGAUAAACAUAUGGUCUACUAUGCCAGGAAUGACAACUUGAAGAGGAAUGGCAUUGCAUUCAUUGUCAAAAAGAAUAUUGCAACAUCUAUCCUGAAGUACGAAGCUGUCAGUGAUAUGACAAUAUCCAUACACCUACACUGAAGACCAGUUGAUAGGACUAUUACUCAAAUUUACACACCAACCACUAUAGCCAAAUAUGAAGAAAUUGAAGAUUUUUCCAACUUUUGCAAUCUGAAAUUGAUUGAGCAUGCAAUCAGGAUGUAUUGAUAAUUACUAGUGAUUGGAAUGAGAAAGUUAGAAACAAAGAAGGAUCAGUAGUUGGAAAAUAUGGCCUUGGUGAUAGAAAUGAUGCCCGAGAUGGCAAGACAGAAUUUUGCAAGACCAACGACUUCUUCAUUGCAAAUGUCUUUUUUCAACAACAGAAACAGCAACUAUACACAUGGACUUCACCAGAUGGAACACACCAGAAUCGAAUCAACUACAUCUGUGGAAAAAGACGAUGGAAAAUCUCAAUAUUAUCAGUCAGAACAAACCCACUGGCCAACUGUCAAACAGACCAUCAAUUGCUCAUUUGCAAGUUCAAGUUGAAGCUGAAGAAAAUUAGAACAAGUCCACGAGAGCCAAAGUACAAACUUCAGUAUAUCUCACCUGAAUUUAGCGGCCAUCUCAAGAACAAAUUUGAUGUGUUGAACACUGAUGACCGAAGACCAGACAAAUUGUGGAAUGACAUCAAGGACAUCACACAUGAAGAAAACCAGAGGUCAUCCAAAAGACAGGAAAGAAAGAAAAGACGAAAAUGGAUAUCAGAAGAGUCUCUGAAACUUGCUCUUGAACGUCAAAAGGAAGAAAUGAUGAAGUAAAAGAGCCAAACAGAAAAUUUCGAAGGGCAGCUUCAGAAGACAAAGUUAGGCAUUAUGAGAUUUGCAGAGACUCGGGUUUAGAAACCAAAAGGCAGAACGCACUCAGCAUUUCUCAAGCCGAAAGAACCAAAGGAAAAAUUCAAGCCUUGAGUUUGCAAUACUGAAGAAUUCUACAGAGAAAAAUAUUAAACGACACAGGAAACAUCAAAAGAAGAUGGAAGGAAUGCACAGAGUCACUAUACCAAAAAGAAUUGGUCGAUGUUCAACCAUUUCAGAGCAUAGUUUAUGAUCAGGAACCGGUGGUACUAAAGGAAGAGGUCUAAGCUGCGCCAAAGGCAUUGAUGAAAAACAAGGCUCCAGAAAUUGACGGAAAACCAAUUGAGAUGUUUCAACAAAGGAAUGAGGCACAGGAAGUGCUCACUCAUCUCUUCCAAAAAUUUGGAAGACAGCUACCUGGCCAACCGACUAGAAGAGAAACAAAUUUAUGCCUAUUCCAAAGAGAGGUGAUCCAACCAAACACAGAAAUUAUGGAACAAUCCCAUUAAUAUCACAUGCAAGUAUAAUUUUGCUGAAGAUCAUUCAAAAGGGGCUGCAGCAGGACAAGGACAGGAAACUGCCAGGAUUUCAAGCUGGAUUUAAAAGAGGAAGUGGAACCAGGGAUAUCAUUGCUGAUAUCAGCUGGAUCCUGGCUGAAAGCAGAGCGUACUGGAAAGCUGUUUACCUGUGUUGUAGUGCUAUGCAAAGGCAUUUGACUGUAUAAAAAAGAUCAUAACAAAUUAUGGAUAAAAUUGCAAGGAACGGCAAUUCCAGAACACUUAAUUUUACUGAUGAAGACCCUGGUAUAGAUCAAAAGACAGUCCUUCGAAGAGAACAAGGGGAUACAGCAUGGUUUAAAGUAAUGAAAAGUGUGCCUGAGAGUUGUAAUCAUUCACCAUACCUAUUGAAUCUGUAUGCUGAGCAAAUAAUUCAAGAAGCUGCACAAUAGGAAGAAGAACGGGGCAUCAGGAUUGGGUGAAGACUCAUUAACAACCAGUGUUAUGCAGAUGACACAACCCUGCCUGCUGAGAGUGAAGAGGACUUACAGCACUUACUGAUGAACAUCAAAGACCACAGCCUUCAGUAUGCAUCACACCUCAACAUAAAGAAAACAAAAAUCCUCACAGCUGGACCAAUAAACAUCAUGAUAAACAGAGAAAAGAUUGAAGUUGUCAAAGGUUUCACUGUACUUGGAUUCACAAUGAACACCCAUGAAAGCAGCAGUCAAGAAAUCAAACAACACACUGCAUUUCACAAAUCUGCUGCAAAAGAUCUCUUUAAAGUUGUGACCCCAAUACUCCUCAGCAUGUUUUCUCCUUUUUCAAAGUGGGUGACUGAGAGCUUGACAUAACUCAUGUGGUGAUGAACCUGUAAAUUCUUCUGCUUGCUCUGCCUGCCCCCUCCUUCACAUGCUUUUGUUAAUGACUUUGCUUUGACUAAAUGUUAAUGACUUUGUUUUUGUUUUAAACAGAUGCAAAUAACCUUUUGCUAUGUCCAACCACCUGUGGCCUACAACCCCCACAGGAAAGUUGGAGCCCAAGUAUCAGAUAUGUGUAUCUUUAGCCUAAUAAAGAAAGGCAUGGCAGAGGACUACAAAGACACUUCUAACCCUUGUAAGAUUGUAUCUCUUCUAGUCAGUUGGCCAGGUAGCUGUCUUCCAAAUUUUUGGAAGAGAUGAGUGAGCACUUCCUGUGCCUCAUUCCUUUGUUGAAACAUCUCAAUUGGUUUUCCGUCAAUUUCUGGAGCCUUGUUUUUCAUCAAUGCCUUUGGUGCAGCUUAGACCUCUUCCUUUAGUACCACCGGUUCCUGAUCAUAAGCUAUGCUCUGAAAUGGUUGAACAUCGACCGAUUGUUUUUGGUAUAGUGACUCUGUGCAUUCCUUCCAUCUUCUUUUGAUGUUUCCUGUGUCGUUUAAUAUUUUUCUCUGUAGAAUUCUUCAGUAUUGCAAACUCAAGGCUUGAAUUUUUCCUUUGGUUCUUUCGGCUUGAGAAAUGCUGAGUGCGUUCUGCCCUUUUGGUUUCUAAACCCGGGUCUCUGCAAAUCUCAUUAUAAUGCCUUACUUUGUCUCUGGAGCUGCCCUUUGAAAUUUUCUGUUUGGCCCUUUUACUUCAUCAAUGAGACCAAGACAAGGAUGGGCCCUGACUAAAAGAAAAACCGAAGUGCAUUUUGCAAAGAUGAGGGACACUGAAAAAAAAAUGAGUGCCCCAAAAAGAAGAAUGGAAAAGGGCUAGGCAAGAUUGAAAGGGGGAGAAGCUUUUUAAAAGAAUUAUGAAAGACCAGGAGGAGGACAGCCAGUAGACUUUUUGGUUAAUACCAGAGCAGCCUUCUCAGUACUCACCCAGGAGCCAAAAGGGACUGCCUUAACCAGCAAUACUCAAGUCGUGACUGGAAAAGAGGUGACUAAACCCUUUUUGCAGCCAACAGACUGUGAAAUAAGAGAAACUAAGCUAUCCUGCCAGUUUCUAUACAUGCCCAAAUGCUCAAUCCCACUUUUUGUGACGAGAUUUCCUAAGUACAUGCUGAAAUCACUUGAUAAAAAAGGCCUGUCUAUGACAGUACCACCAGGGAAUACCUGGAAUGUGGAAACAGCUCUCAGCACUCACCCAAACAGUGCUAUCCCACAGUUCAAAGAGUGGUCGAUCCUGUGACCCCGUGGGUUUGGGCCAGUGGCUGGCCAGGACGAGCUCAGACUGUCCUCCCUUUGACAGUGGAGCGAUUACUCAACGUCAUGCCUCCUCGGAUUAAACAAAUUGAGGCUCUGCUCGCUUGGGGUUGCAGAGACUGACCACUGGAUACCUAGAGUGAGGACCGUUGCGGGAGUGCCAAUCCUCACUCAAAGCUCCUGUUCUUCCAGUGAAGAAGACAUCAACUGGUGAGUACCAUUUUGUUCACGAUUUGUGGGCUGUUAAUGAAGUUGUGAAGACCUUAUACCCAGUACUCCUAAACCUACAUGCCCUACUAUCAGCCCUUCCACCUUCCAGUACUCAGUUUACUGCUUUGGAUUUAUCCUGCUGACUUCCGAGAGUCAGCUAAUCUUUGCUUUUGAAUGGGAAGGGGGCAUAAGAAAGAAAAAGCUCUGUUAGACUGUGCUACCUCAAAGGUUUAAGAACUCCCCACUAAUUUUGGAACAGCACUGGCCUGAGAUCUAGAGCUAUUACCUCCCUUUAGCUGAGGAAUAUUCCUGCAAUAUGUGGACCUCCUGAUAGGGAACAAGUCUGAGAAAUGCUCUUACAAAUACUGCGACUGUCUUAAACUUUUUGGACCGACUGUCUUUAAGAAAGUUAGAAGCUAACCUCAAUCAGGCUACUCAGGGGGCAGAGAGAGAUCCUUUCAAAUGGAUCUCUGAGUGUCAACGAGCCUUUUGUGAUUUAAAAGUCCCAGUCGAUAAAAGCCCCUGCCCUGGGGCUGCCAGAUUAUCAAAUAUCCUUUAAAUUAUAUAAAUAAAAGAAGAAGAGUAUUAACCCAGUUCUUGGGAUCAUGGAGACACCCUGUCGCCUGUUUCUCCAAAAAUCUGGACACUGGCUCAAAAGGCUGGCCAGCCUGCUCCGAGCAGUUGCCACAGCUAACAUUAUUGUUGAAGAGGCUAACAAAUUUACUUUGGGACAUGAUACUAUUGUGUUUGUCCCUCAUCCAGUGACUGUAGUAUUGGAACAAAAAGGACAUUUGUGGCGCACCGCCAGUCAGCUAACAGUACAUCAAACACAGCUUUUGAGAGAAAUCAAAUUUAACUUUUGUGAAGUGUUCAGAACUAAACAUCGGAUGAAAUAUUUACUGAUGUGUAUAGAUUCUUUUUCAGGAUGGGUAGAGACUUUUCCCUGCUGGACCAAGACAGCUAGAGAGAAGUACAACAGGUUUCAACUGCUUUAAGAAUAAAGUGAAAACUCCACACAACAUGGAGACCUCAAUCUAUUGGAAAAGGGUAAAAGAAUGAAUCAGACCACAAAACGACACUUUGUAAAAACUGUGCCCUAGACAGAUGUUUUGCCACUGGCCCUCCUCUGAGUCCGUAGUGUACCCUGGGGAAAGCUUAAAAUCAGUCUUUUUGAGAUACUUUAUGAGAGACCAUAUUGUCUCAACCAACUCUCCUCGCAACCCUCCAUCCAGCCCUCUAAUGUAAUGAUGUUUAAAUAUUUGCUUUCUCUAACCAAAAUUGUUUCCCAGUUACAUUGGGCAGAAGUUCCUUCUCAAGAUAACUGUGACCAGGUGCUCCUCUGGAAGUAGAAAGACCUCCUGUUACAGCCUAAGUGGACUGGAUCCUUCACUGCACCACUCAGCACUGACACAGUCAUAAUGCUUGCAGGAGUCAAACCAUGGAUCUAUCAUUCCAAGUCAAGCCCUGCCCAGUCUACAGUGACAAAAGGAGUGAAAAGGCCAACCCAUCGAUGGACUGAAGUUAAGACUUUCUAGGGUUAAAAAGUACAAAUGUUUUUAAUGCUAGCUUGGAUGGGAUUACUAUUAGGGGCCAGAGAGAUUUUUCCCCAGAGAAUCUUUGUCCCUGAGAAAAACAUGUUGCUGUAAAUUGCAGAUUCGAGCCGCCUGCCGUGAAAGCCAGUAGUGAAGCAGGAGGAGGUAAGCAGCAAGAGGGCUUUAUUGAACACCGUGUUCAAGAGACAGAGGGGGCAAAACUUCCCUCAGAUUCUGUCUGCCCCAAGAGGGCUACAAGAGGGUUUUACAGGGAGAGGGCCAGGGUUUAGAAAUUUCCAGGAAUGUUGAUUCUUCCUUGAUGGAGACAUAAUGACAAAGUGACUUAUUGUUGACGUGUUGCGGGCCUCUUUGCUCCAUCCUGGUUACGGUCACAAGAUGGGUCCGGGUUUUGUUCAAUUAUCUCAGGUCCUGAUAGUAUCGCUCAUUGUUUCUGUCACCUCAGAGAGAAACAUGGUUUAAUCAGCAACAAAAAAUCUUGAUUACCUUGUUUUUUGACAAUGGAAUUUGUUUUUCUACAAAGGAACAAUCGUGAGACAGAUUCCAGAGCAAAUAAUCAAUGUUUUCAAAGACUAAAGAUCUUAAUCACAGCUUAUAAGGUAAACUGGAAAAUAUAUUCUCUCUUAUUUUAAUACUAAAACACUACAGAAAAUGUAUUUUCUCUGUUUCAUGUGUCCCCCAACCCCUCGUUAGAAGAUAAAAAUUUCUAGGUCUAUAUCACUGGAGAAGUGUCAAACAUUACUAAUUUCUGUCUGCCCUCUCUGGGCAGAGGAUUACAUGCCUAACUCGGCCCUCAAGUCCUGUCUCAUCAAGGUUCGUACUCUUGCACACAGAGUUAAUAUUCUGAUAUUUAUAGCUGGGAACUGUUACAAGAUUCAUGAAAGAUUUGAUUUUUCUUGACUGCUAGAUUUUACCUGGCUAAAAAUCUUAUUUAUUAGUGAAAUUAGAUUGGUUGUUAUAAACCGCUCCCCCCCGCAAAAAAGGUUUUUUCUUGACUGCUAGAUUUUACCUGGCUAAAAAUCUUAUUUAUUAGUGAAAUUAGAUUGGUUAUUAUAGGCCCGUUAAUCUCUUACCAUCUCCAAUUUAUGCUUAUAUGUGAGAUUACAUUCUCUGUCCAAUAGAUGGCUCAAAUCUGUCGCUGGCAGAAGGUGCUUUCGGCUGAAACACUGUGAUCUAUAAAGAAUAGGUAGAAAUUUGGGAUAGGUGAAUAUGGUCACCCACGUUGCAAAGGGGGGAAUAUGUGACCCCAAUACUCCCCAGCAUGUUUUCUCCUUUUUCAAAGUGGGUGACUGAGAGCUUGACAUAUGGUGAUGAACCUGUAAGUUCUUCUGCUCCCUCUGCCUGCCUCCUCCUUCACAUGCCUCUGUUAAUGACUUUGCUUUGACCAAAUGUUAAUGACUUUGUUCUUUGUUUUAAACCGAUGCAAAUAACCUUUUGUUAUGUCCAACCACCUGUGGCCUACAACCCCCACAGGAAAGUUGGAGCCCAGGUAUCAGAUAUGUACGUCUUUAGCCUAAUAAAGAAAUGCAUGGCAGGGGACUACAAAGACACUUCUAACCCUUGUAAGAUUCUAUAUAAGCUCUAAUGUAAAACUGCUCUUUGGGACUCCAUAGAGACAGCCUGUAUUGCUGCUGGGUCCCCGGUGAUGUAUAUAUCUCCUUAAUAAACUUUCUCACUCUUUCUGAAUUGUAGUAUAUUUCAUUGGCUCAGCUGCUCCAGGGCAUGGACCCUAAUCAGGUAAUAAAGUGUUAAAAAGCAAAGAUGGCAUCUUGAAGACUAAGGUGCUCCUGACCCAAGCCAAGGUGUGUUCAAUCGCCUCAUAUGCAAGUGAAAGCUGGACUAAGAAUAAGGAAGAAGAAUUGACACUUUUGAAUUGUGGUGUUGGCAAAGAAUAUUCUAUAUGCCCUGGACUGCCAGAAGUACAAACAAAUCUGUCUUAGAAGAAAUACAGCCAGAAUGCUUCUUAGAGGCAAAGAUGAUGAGACUAUGUCUCACAUAUUUUGGACAUGUUAUCAAGAGGGGUCAGCCUCUGGAGAAGGACAUCAUGCUCAGUAAAGUAAAAAAAAAAAAAAAAAGUAAAGGGCCAUUUAAAAAGAGGAAGGCCUUCAAUGAGAUGGAUUAACACAGUGGCUGCAACAAUGGGUCCAAGCAUAACAGCGAUUGUGAGGAUGGCGCAGGACCAGGCAGUGUUUCAUUCUGUUGUACAUAAUGUCACUAUGAGUUGGAUCAACUCAACGGCACCUAACAACAUAACAACAACAAUCUGAAUUUAAGUGAAGGGUUUGCUGAGAAGGUGGCAUUUGAGGUGAGACCUGAAUGAAGAGAAACAUACAAGUAGUUAAUAGAGGAGCACACCCAGGCAGAGGAAACAGCAAGUGCCAAGGUUCUGAGACAGGAAAAACUUAGUGAGGAUGAUGGAUCAUGUGGUUGGAGACAAAAAGAGAGUAUUAGGAUAAGAGGCCAGAACUACAGGAAGUGACCAGAUUCUGCAGUCUUAGGUUUUAUGUCAGCAUGGGCCUGAAUAUAUCUGAUUUAAAUAUUUCAAGAAUUACUCUGCCAACAGUAUGAAAAAUUGACCGAAGGAGGGCAAGAGUGGAAUGGAGAAGACCAGUCUCCCCUCACUGAUCCUCACCAGAAGAUCCCUGAAGAUGAAAACCCCCAAGCAGUGAUACAUGCCACUCAAGAGCUGGGUGGGAAGUGGUCCCCUCUUCUUCAUGCAUAUUUGGGGGAUCGCAUUCAGGAUGCAUCUCAUCAUAUCAGGUGAGGCCGGGUAGUGACAAGUCUGCAGAUGCCUCUGGAGCCAGGAGGAAGGGGGGGCUGGACCUGGGAAGGUUAAGUGCAAGGGUCUAAUCUACCAUACAGGGGCAAAAUAUCCCUCCCCCUAGAGUUUAACAGCAGAAAAGUGUUUCCUUCCCCUUGCCUGCCCCCUACCCUACUCUACUCCAACACCAGUCCGGCAGUAUUCAACAACUGCCACGCUACCUAAGCCAGGAACUCAGGGCUAUCUGUGACCACACCAGUCUUCCAGCUUUAAAAAAACAAGCCCCCUAAGCCAGGAAUUCAAGGCCAGCCAGGAGGCCCUACCCCUUUGCCCAGCCAAUGGUAUGAGGAGUCUAUAUACAUGCAGCAUCCUUCACCCCUGCCUAGACCUGUGUGGGCCAAUUCAACACCACAUGCCCUCAUUAGCAUAAAACAGCAGGGCUUGUAUUUGAAGCCCAUUUUCAACUGCAGCAGCCAAGGGAGAGCUGCAGAUUCAUGACAGUUGAUGCCACCCUGCCACUUAAGCAAGGCCCUCACCUACCCACACCAGGGGCCUGAGGGUUGGCCAUACCACCCACUCCAUCUAGCCACCCACAACGGAGGCCUGAGAAUAAGUAGUGCCUUCAGUCCCUCCAGCCAAUAGCACCUGGUGCCCAAGGACCAGAUGCAAUAGCCCCCCAAUAUGCACUGUAAGGGACAGGGACAUGUCCUCUACCCAGGCACCCAAGGGCAGUUGUCAGACUCCUACCUUGCUCCACACAUUGCACCCUACUGCAGUCAGAUACCGCUGCCUGCUCUAAAUACCCCUAUAUAGCCCUGCCCGUCUAGGACUGUAGGUGAGAGUCUACACCACACACUGUCUCUCAAAUUUGAUGGCAAAAUUAGGUUGCUUCCAUAUAAAAUAAGGGGAUUUGUAAAAACCAAACCAAAAUUACAAGACAUAUUGAAGGGAGUCCUUUGGAUAGAGAACCAACAAUAUCAGACAACAAUCCAAGACUAGAACACAGGACAGAUCAACCAGUUAUCAACCCAGGUAGGAAAGUUGCUAAAAUAAGUUAAAGCUAAAAGACUGAAAAUAGGGAAACAGAGACAUCAAUAUGUAUACAAUGACAAUGUCAAAACAAAAAAAGAGGAAACAAACAGUGUAACCAUAGAAAUCCUAUAUGGAGAGGAAGUUAAGGAGAUACUGAGAACUAAACGAUCAGUUUAAACUUAGAAAAAUAAAGGGAAAUUUUAAGGAAACCACAAAAGAAGUUAACAAACCUACCCAUCAAAAUAAAAAAGAAGAAAAAAACAUAAAGACUCAGCAAACACAUAAUAAAAAAAUGAAAAGAAAAUACAUGAAGAAAAACAACUCAGAAAAUUAAGUGGAACAAAGAAACUUUCAACACCACAAAAAAAAUACAUCAAAAUGACAGCACUAAACUUAUAAAAAAAAAAAACAAAAAAAACACUAUCCAUCUAUAUGCUGCCUACAAGAGAUACAUCUUAGA